AUGCGUUUCAUGAUCCGAGUGGGAGAUGAGGUGUUUGACCGUGAUGCUCAGCUUGUCCGGGAGCUGGACCCAGGGAAGCUGGAGCAGAUUUGCUGUGGGGAGGAAGAGGUGAGUACAAAAUGCCGUGGCCUGUGGUGGGAAUGUGUCACAAAUGUUUUUGACGGGAUCCAAACUUGUGAUGAGUAUGACUCCAUCUACGCCGAGCACCCUGUGAAGCUGGUGCUGACCCGUGCCAUGAUGAUCACAGCAGAUAUCCUGGCAGGAUUUGGCUUUCUCUUCCUCGUCCUGGGACUGGACUGUGUGAAAUUCCUUCCCGAUGAGCCACUCAUCAAGCUGCGCAUCUGCCUGGUGUCUGGAGUCACGCUGCUCAUCGCAGGUCUCCCAGGCAUCACCGGCUCGGUGUGGUACGCUGUCGAUGUCUACGUGGAGCGCUCCACUCUGGUCUUCCACAACGUGUUUCUGGGCAUCCAGUACAAGUUUGGCUGGUCAUGCUGGCUCGGCAUGGCGGGGUCGCUUGGCUGUUUCUUAUCCGGGGCCCUGCUCACCUGCUGCAUGUAUCUUUUCAGAGAGACCAGCUCUGGAAGACUCCACUCUGCUUACUCCUUGAGGAAAGGCUAUUCCUCAGCUGGGACAAUCGUAACAAACAUGCAUUUGCCAUCCUCACAAACCGCUACUGCCAAAAUGUAUGCAGUGGACACCAGAGUGUGA
Molecule: messenger RNA, 708 nt
Organism: Mesitornis unicolor (brown roatelo)
Lineage: Eukaryota; Metazoa; Chordata; Aves; Mesitornithiformes; Mesitornithidae
Gene: CLDN16
Product: claudin 16
Exons: 5
Coding region: 1-708 (235 amino acids)
Biological process (GO): bicellular tight junction assembly; cell adhesion
Cellular component (GO): bicellular tight junction; plasma membrane
Molecular function (GO): structural molecule activity
Source: RefSeq, a predicted model, not a curated record